Molecule: messenger RNA, 3648 nt
Organism: Hydatigera taeniaeformis
Lineage: Eukaryota; Metazoa; Platyhelminthes; Cestoda; Cyclophyllidea; Taeniidae
Source: the annotation of a GenBank genome assembly
AUGACGGAGUUUGUUAGUGUGGAGGACUUCAUCAAUGAUACAAUUAAAGAUAUUCAGCUUCCAUCACAGUCUGAAUUCAGCUCCAAGAUCUCGUUGAUUCGGCAGACUGUGUAUUCUCUGGAUGAGGGGCUAGAUGCCGAUCGAACACUUAUUGCGAAGUCGCGUAAGUAUGUCAAGGGUGUUGUUGGAGCAGGGAUCGCCUACGUAGAUUCACUUCUAGCACUUUGUGACCAUCUCGAGAAUCUUGGUCAAUUUGCUCAAUCGGACAAUAGUAAUGGGAGUGAUUUGACACCUGGAUUUUGGAAAUUUUCAGUUAUUCACCGCGACUUGGGAAACAUGUUUAGGCAUUUGAUGCAAAAUUUAAAUAGUAUUUUGGUCUUUCCAAUGGAGACGUUUCUUCAGGGGGAUUUAAAAAGUGAUCUCAGGAAGCCAUUCGACAAGGCUCUGAAGGAGUAUGAGUACAAAUAUGACAAGCUGAAGAAGGAAAAACUCCAAGUGAUGAAAGAGACCGGUUUAUAUACACCGGAGUCUUUCACGGUAGAAAUGGCAGAAAAUCUGGAGAAGGAGCGUCGACGUCUUCAGCUGGAGGUUUGUGAGUACUUCAUCAAGGUGAACGAAGUGAAGUCAAAAAAGGGCUCGGAUUUUCUUCAACAUUUAAUUGACUUUUACCAUGCGCAUUUACACUACCUAAGAGAGAGUUUGGGAGUGAUGGAACACUUCGGCAAGACCCUACCGGAUUUGGCCGGCAGUAUCAGCGGCUUGCAGAAGCAGCACGAUACACAGAAACGUCAACUUGUGGACACGCGAGAGGCUGUGAGAAAACUUCUCGAGAAGGAGUUAGUUCAACCGGUGAAUAGUGGUUAUCUGGGAACACAAGCACUGCCACUGAACCUUGCCUACGGGAAGCAGAAGAGCGGUUUUUUGUUGAAGAAGUCGGACAGCAAGGUGAUAAAGCGGUUGUGGCAGCGGCGUCGCGUAUGCGUUGGUGAGAAUGGUGAGUUCUGCCUUUACCACGCGGACGAAACUAAGCCCCCGGUGCGGUUGUCUUUGUUGACUUGCCAACUGAAACUGCCUACUACUCCAAACGUUGAUCAGUCCUCUGCCGUAACGCUUGCAACUGCGGCCUCUACGGAGGUGACAACGGCAAUUAUGGAGGCGUCAGAUUCUGCUGUUUUAUCCACUAAGGACAUUGCGGCUCCUAACAGUAACAAACGCUCCUUCUUCCUUGUCUCCAACAACCGAACCUACCAAUUUCAGGCUGAAGAUGACAAAGACUUUGAGGAGUGGACAAAUGUACUGGCCAAUGCCAUGCAAGCGGCAUUCAACGAGGCCAUGCACUAUCCUGAUUGGAAAUCAAGGAGGGAGAUGCCCCACUCCACCCUCUGUGAUACUGACAUGUCGAAUUCCAUUCACCACCAUCACAGCCAUGAGAGCAGCCUUAACGGGAGUGAUACCGAUCUACUCGAAUCGCGCUUCAAUCGCGGGGUGGGUUCAAGAUCCUCGCACUCAUCCACUGUUGGCUCGGACGAGGCGACAACAGCCUUUUUUAAUGGUCUAUCCGGCGCUCAAUUACACCAAAGCAUUCAGCACGUCAUGCGGACCAAAGUUCCUGGCAAUCGUGUUUGUGCCGACUGCAAUCGACCCGCUUUUCUGGCAGAUCCAGAGUGGGUGAGUGUGAACCUGGGCGUGUUAAUUUGCCUUGAGUGCUGUGGCACCCACCGAGAGUUAGGUGUGCAGUGCUCCCGUACACAAUCGCUUCUCAUGGAUGAUCUUUGCGCUGCUCAGCUGCUGCUGCCUCGUUUCAUUGGCAAUCGACUUUUCAAUGAAGUCUACGAAUCUGCUCUGGUUGACGGCAUCAAGCCCACUCCCGAUGCAGACAGUGUCAGCCGACGUGCCUACAUCCGUUCAAAGUAUCUUGAGCACAAAUUCAUUUCGGACAGAGGCGUGUUUAGCCGACGUCAUGCGCGGGAAAAAGGCCACGAAGACAGUAAUGUGAAUCUCCAAGAUGACCAGUUUUUGCGUCAUCAAUUGCUUCGCGCAAUUCGCAAUGCUGAUUUCCACGCUUUGCUCCAGGUCCACGCAGAGGGUAUUGAUUUGACGGCUCCUCUCUAUGUCGAUCGUGAAGUCGACAUUGAAGGAGACGUGGGGAAGGAGUUGGUAGAGGGCGACACACCGCUUCAUGUGGCAAUCGCGUCAGCGGCAGCGACGAUUAGAGAAACCUGCGACGCCUCUUCUUCCAACAUCUCUCUUGCUUUUGUGCAGUUCAUCCUGCAGAAUGCGCUAUCAUCUGCAGUCAUCCUUCAACGUGCUAACUCAGCAGGUGAGACAGCUCUUCACUAUGCUGCAAAGUUUGCGCUCCCUGACGUCCUCCGGGUGCUCCUCGGUGUGGCUGUUAGUGGCAGUGGUGGCGUCGGCCAAGGUGCUCUUCCGAUCACGAUGCUCACUGCAGUCAACGAGUUAAAGCAAACUCCGUUGGACGUUAUUGAGGCGCGUCUGCUAGAAAGUCCACCUUCCUUCGACACUGACGCCGAAGUAGAGGCAUUGCGUCGGUGUGAGUAUCUCCUCCAGCUGGCAGUGGACGUCUCGGCUGCUGCCACUGUUGCCACGUCGUCUGGCGUUGAUGGUGCACCUCCUGCCUUUCUGACAUCCACUUCUGUGGUGGGAGGGAUGACGACGAAGGAAGUGGCAGCGCGGAGGCGGCUUUUAGAGGCACUAGAUGAUCUUGAAAGCGUUAGGUGGGGCGCUUUUGUGUCUCGUCCUCUCUCUUUUAACUCCACGGCCGUCAAUAAUUCCUUGCAAAAAGGUGAUUCUUUUCGAGGAGAUGGAGAGGAAACAGAUGACGCAGAGGAGGAUGGUCUAAGUAGAGUGUUUCGUGAAACUCUAGCCGGAGCUCUCAAAUUCUCUGAUUCAUCUUUCUCGCGAUCAUCACCACUUGCAUUUGCACCAAGAGGUGAGGAAACGCGCUACCUACAUGCUGCGUGGGUCUGUUUCACCCAUUCCCUUCUUCCUCAUCUUCUAUCCCUUUGCGUUUCAUACUUCUUCUUCACAGACCAGUGGCGCGUGGAUAAUAUUAAUAGCAGCUGCCGUCGUUCACAUCACUGUUCAUCCAAAUGCGAGGCGAACACUUCUGCCGCUGCUCUGGCUACUCUACCACGUAAGAAGGGACCCGCGCCUCAGCCUCCUCUUACCGAGCGGAAUGCCUGGUUUUCCUCCUCCGGCACGCGGUCCUCACGAACCCUUGCGCUGCAUGCGCCCUCGUCCCCUCCUGCCUCGGAUCACAUUGAGGUGUUGCUGGACGUGUUGGAGGAGCAUCCUGAUACCAAUGUUGAGGCACGUCCUCUUCUCCCAUCUUCACCUCCUCAAAAAAUUGCAACCUCUCUCAGUACGCUUACCAGUGCUGCUGUUGACAAUACUGUCGGAGGAAAGAACAUCAUUAACGGGACUCCCUCAGCUACGUUGCAGCAUCAACGUGCUGUUGCACUUUAUGACUGUGACGCUGAGAACCCUGACGAAUUAACUUUCAAACGGUCUGAGGUCAUCGUGGUGGUAAAAGACGUGGAGGUUAACUGGUGGUUGGGCUACAUUGAAGGUGAGCCUAGUCGAAGUGGCCUCUUUCCGUUGACUCAUGUCAAGCUUUUGCCAUCGUGA